UAGUGCAUAAUGCCGGGAUUCGGGGAGAUGUUGGGUGCAAACCGUAGGAUUUUUACCUAAUGUUCAUUUUUCCGUUUCGGGUACACCAUUCCUAAAGGGAUUCCCGGAAAUUUGACAGCUUUAGCAGUGUCGAAAUACGCAUUGUUUACCCGUAUAUAGAACGAUUUCAAACGGGGAAAUAUGCUAGCAAUCAGCGCUCGGCGAGUCGUCGUGUGUUUGAAACGACAGAAUGCGGUACAGAUGUCCUCCACUACGGGCACUGCCGCACAGAAUCUAUGCCUGGAUCUCGUGAGGCGACACGACAAGGAAAAUUUCCUGUGCACGCUUUUGCUGAAGAACCCGGAACGGCGCAGCGCAUUUGCGGUGCGGGCGUUUAAUGUGGAGGUGGCGAAGGUCAGCGAGAAGGUAUCGUCCAGCAGUGUCGGUGUAAUGCCACUAAAGUUUUGGGACGACACCAUCGCUGGCAUGUACCGCAAGAACGGUAGCAAAGUUCCGGAGCACCCCGUUAUCGAGGAGCUGGCGAGCGCAAUUAACCGACAUAGGCUUUCUAAAAUGCACUUUCAACGCCUGGUUAGCUCACGACUGAACACGAACCUGCACUUCACUACGGUGCAGCAGCUGGAGGACUAUGCGGAGCAGUCCGUCUCUAGUGUGCUCUACCUGCUGUUGGAGGUACACGAUACACGCAGCGUGCACUGCGACCAUGCCGCUUCCCACCUAGGCAAGGCGCAGGGCAUUGUUAACCUGCUGCGCGCGAUACCGCAUCAGACGCUGCGGAACGUCGUACCGGUUCCACAGGAGCUGCUGAUUUCGCACGGUGUCAACCAGGAGCGCAUGGUGCGUAACGCGAAGGACGAUAAGGCGGUAGAGGAGGUCACGUUUCAGCUGGCGAGCGUUGCUCACCGGCAUUUGCAGAAGGCGAAGAGCUUGUUACAAGAUUCCGCCAAGAUACCACGGAGAGUGCAACCGAUCUUUUACCCUGCCAUCACCAUUGAACGAUUUCUCGACCGUUUACGCCAAGCGAACUUCCACCUGUCGAGCCCGAGCGUGAUACGUACAGACGCACUGCUUCCGCUGGUCCUGUACUGGCACAAUCUGCGUGGCAAAAUCUGAGCGAGCCCACCGCCUAGCCAAACUGCCAAGCAUAUAGUAAUAGCCCAGUUGUACAAAAGCAUGUGGAUGGAAUGAGACGGCAUAUUUGAGAAAACACACAAUUGAAACAUAA
Molecule: messenger RNA, 1225 nt
Organism: Anopheles aquasalis
Lineage: Eukaryota; Metazoa; Arthropoda; Insecta; Diptera; Culicidae
Gene: sicily
Product: NADH dehydrogenase (ubiquinone) complex I, assembly factor 6 homolog sicily
Biological process (GO): biosynthetic process
Source: RefSeq, a predicted model, not a curated record